ACCCAGAGCAUUAUCUAGCGAGAUUUGGUCCUGGAAUAUUGGAUUUGAGCCAUCAAGAGAUCCAGUACUAAGAACAAUGCAGUUAAUGAGGAUCAACAGUCUAUCUCACUACCAAAACCUUCGCAACGAUUGUGUCUUCUUGAUAGUACUAUUUCAUGAGGGCUCAGAACAGGACCACCUCUUACGAAGUGCUGUUGAUUUUUUGCAAUCGGAUACAGAACUUGAACUACCAGAUAUUUACACAGUCGACAUAAAUGAGCAUAAAGAGCUAUGCAAGACUCAAGGGGUGGACACAACAAUGCUACUUCUUCUUAAAGAUGAUUGCGAGCUCGAUCGUUUCUUGAAUCCGAACAUUCAAAUAGUAGAGUACUUGGUUUCAAGGGUGCUGAAUGAUGUGGUCAAAUUUUGAGAUCAUUUAUGACUUAGAGCCACAAUCUUGUCGAAAUCGCGCUACUGCCUCUUCGAAACUUCACUGGGAAAGGCUGUUUCAUAACGAGGGCUUGCGCGACCGAUGCAGAGUUUGUUCAUUAUUAGUGCAGACCUAGGAGAUGAGUAGCAAAAGUAUUCCACAGUACCUAUAAU
Molecule: messenger RNA, 582 nt
Organism: Aspergillus homomorphus CBS 101889
Lineage: Eukaryota; Fungi; Ascomycota; Eurotiomycetes; Eurotiales; Aspergillaceae
Exons: 2
Coding region: 77-409 (110 amino acids)
Source: RefSeq, a predicted model, not a curated record